CAAACCCAGUGGAACAACUGAACCGGGUCGAAGCUCCACGACUGCCAACAGCAGCGCACAUGACGGACGACGACAUCCUCGAGCGCCUUCUCUUUGGGGGUGACGGUGACGACGUCGUAAUUCUAUCUCCUGCGAUCGACGACUUGGCUAUCGCGCCGUCGUCGGCACCGACAGAAGCGUCGAGCAACCAUUCUGACGAGUCGGACGCGCCCAAGCGAAAGCGGCAGCGUACGAGCCUCAAACACGAACUUGAGUACCUGAGGGAGAAGCAAGAAGCGUUGCAGGCUCAGCUCAACGAGCUGCGCGCGACGACGGUGGUCCGGCAGCCCAGCUCCAUCUGGGAGAUGCGUGCCAAGACCCAAAUCGCAGCAGCCACGCGCGCCAUGCAGGAGAACGCGUCGCUUCGGACGUUGUUGCAGGAGCAAUUGAAGACUGCGCAAACGUUGGAGCGAGUGUUGAAACGGUCGCCCAAACUUGAGCUGUCCCCCCAGUUCAAUCGAGAAGAAUGGCGCAGCUGGAGGCUCGAUGCCGACCCCGCUGCGCGCAUUCAAAGCAUGCUCGCGAUCACGGACCACAUGUACGACCGCCUCGAGGGCGAAUUGAUCAAGAGCAAAGUGUACGACCUCCACGACCGGCAGAGCUGCAUGAACGUGCGGACGCACCAGAACGUGCUCUGGUUUGAUUUUAUCCAGUCCACCAUCAUGGACGUCGACCACGACGCGAUGCGGUCGGCCACGUGGGCGCUCGCACGUCAGCAACUCCAAAUGGAUGGCGGUCCCAUCCUGUCGACAACUGGCACGAUCUUGGCAGACGUGCCCGAGUUCAACAUGGUGUACACGCGUAACGAGUCGACUAUGGUUUUCACGAGCGGCUCGUCGUGCAAAUCGGAAGGCCGAUGGAUCGCACGCAUGUACACCGAGCCCCACCGCACGGUUCUUGUGUAUCGUACGAUUCUCGACGACGCGUUAGAGCCGCACACCCCCGGGAUCCUCCGCGACAACCUUGCUGGCUGGUACGACGACGCACGGCUGAAGCUCCAUUGACGUGGUAACGUGCAGGGUGGUGUUGCAGCGGUGUGAGACCGACCCGGCCAAGACCAAGCAAAUGGUCGUUCACCAGUGCACGCCGGCGGUGUCGACCUGCAGCGACGAUGGCGCACAGGCGCCAUUGCCCCCGACGGGCGAAUUGACCGAGUUUCUCUUGAAUAUGCUUCGUACACACAUGGAUAGCAUUCGACGAGCAGUUGUCCAGCACAAGCCGUCGACGGUUCCACCGAUUGCAGCGACCGCACGUGUCCAGGUCGAGCGCAAUUGAGGCGUGCCGUCGUUCUGCCCGGUUCAGUGUCGUUGUAGCCGCCUCUUUGUAUUGUAAUUCGCAUCCCAUGGCAAUCGUGGCCGCCGACACCCAUGGGGAUGGACCCAACGUGCGCGUCCU
Aphanomyces invadans is the source of this 1434-nucleotide messenger RNA. RefSeq lists its product as hypothetical. The record is from RefSeq and is a predicted model, not a curated record. The transcript is spliced from 3 exons. Lineage: Eukaryota; Oomycota; Saprolegniomycetes; Saprolegniales; Verrucalvaceae. Bases 60 to 1043 code for a protein of 327 amino acids.